Molecule: messenger RNA, 602 nt
Organism: Harpia harpyja (harpy eagle)
Lineage: Eukaryota; Metazoa; Chordata; Aves; Accipitriformes; Accipitridae
Product: keratin-associated protein 5-10-like
Exons: 1
Coding region: 1-354 (117 amino acids)
Source: RefSeq, a predicted model, not a curated record
AUGUGCUCCCGCCAGGACAAGGACCAGUGCCACAGGCAGGAGCGCUACACCUGCCAGAGCAGCGGAGACUGCCACGGGAGCAGCGGUGGCUGUCACAGCAGCGGUGGCAGUGGCUGUCAUAGCUCCGGCAGUGGCAGCAGCUGUCACAGCUCCGGCAGUGGCAGCGGCUGUCACAGCUCCGGCAGCACUGGUGGCUGCCACAGCUCCGGUGGCAGCGGUGGCUGUCACAGCUCUGGCAGCAGUGGCAGCUGCCACAGCAGCAGUGGCUCCAGCUGCCAUGAGAAGCCACAGGUCCAGUGCCAGCAGCAGCAGCAGCAGCAGGUCCACCAGCUGCCCUCGCAGAAGCUGAAGUGAUGGGGUGGCCCGCACACCCCGGCUCCAGCAGCAAAGGCCACACAUGGACCAGCUCCCUCCGGCCUCCCCAAAGCUUUGCAAGCCCCAGGAGCUGCCUGGCUGCAAACCCUCUCCUCUGCCCUCCAGGACCAUCGGUCCCUGGGGAAGGGGCAUCACUUGUGGUUCCCUGCUGCCUCCGCCGGAUGCACCAGGCUGUGCUUUGCCCCCAUGAGGGGCCCAUGAGACAAUAAAGCAUUAAGUUCCCAAGA